CCGCCCGCUCUUCGCUUUUCGCGUUUCGCAUUUCGGGGGCCGCCUCCGCCUUCUCUCUGCUUCCUCUUACUUUUUAUUGAUUGUUUUCCGGGUCGCUUUCGUUCGCUUUUCGCGUUUCGCAUUUCGGGGGCCGCUUCCACCUUCUCUCACUCCGCUUCCCCUUUGUGCUGCUUUAUCGCUUUCCGUGUCGCUUUUGUUCGCUUUUCGCGUUUCGCAAUUCAGGCAAGCAAUCUAGCUACUCCCACACUUUACACAACACACACACACACCAAAGACGCCUCUAAUGCUCGCGAUUUCUUCUAUUUUCUGCGUUCCGAAGGAAUCCAUCCAACAGCCAAACCACGAUGCUAGCCCACGUCCUUGCACUUGUUGCAGAGGAAAUUUGGGUAGGUGUUUCGCCUUUAAUUCUGCUUAUUUGGGUUCAUCCCAACAACUAGCUUCGCUCUUAUUUGGCAAAUUAGUGCAGCUGCGCUAGUUGCAACGUGUAGAUGUACAACUAGCAUUGACGAACAAAACAUUAUUAGCAGUAGAGUCCGUGUUUGGUUUACCUUUACGCCCCGGCCGCGACGUGGUCGCUCACUUUUCAGUACCUGCGAUUGUCCUUUUCCGAUUUUCUUUUGUGCGCGCGUUACUAGACUGACGAACACGGACACGCACGACACGACAUAGUACAUACUUUUCUCCAGCGAUUGGCUAUUCCCCUUCCUCCAUCACAACCCGUGCUAUCGUGAGGAGCAAAGAUGCCGCGGGUUCCUCGUGAGAAGAAUCCACUUCUCCAGAAGGAUGAAAUUGGUCGGGCCAAAUUUUCCGCUUACGACCUGCCACCGGACACGCAUUCAUUUGGCAACGUCAUGGGUAUAGAAGUUACAGUGCAACGUCCUCGCGUCUUUCGUUUCUUCACCAUUCGCAUACCCGCUUUGCAGAAAGUAAGUAGUUGUGAUAGUCAUCAUCCUGUUCCUGCCACUUCUGCCCUCGUGUAACCAACGUUACAGGAUGCUAUGGUUGAUCAAGCCCGGAAAUUAAGUACCGGUUGGUUGCAGUAUCAAGAGUAGGUGUGACAGCUGCAUAGGACAGCUUUGUGUAACAAGAACAACACGUGUUGCAGCAUGGUAUAGAUACGUAUACUCGACAGGCGUCAAAUAAUUCAUCGCCUCUGAGCUUGCGCACAGGCAUUGCACCAUCGCGGAAAAUAUUUUCCACCAUGGUAUGAUCGCUCAUUUCAUAAUACACUCGUCUUGGUCUUUCUCACGCACAACAAUGGAAAAUACAAAGAAUAAUGAAAUCCCCAUCUUCAACAGGUUGCGAUAUGGAAGGUGCAGGCGAGGUGUUGCGUACUUGGGCCAACCACCAGAAAAGCGUGCCAAAAGCCGGAAACAAAGUGAACUACAUUGCGUACAACAAAAAGAAAUGCAAUCUGCUCGUAAGACCAGACAGCGAACAAACAGCACCAGGCAGAACACCGGGAAAAAGGGUGAGAAUGUUGUAUAUUUGCAAUGUGAAGAGCUACUACAGCUGCUGAGCAUCUUGAUGGUGAAUAUAUGUAUAUCAAGGCUAUCUCCACCACGAAGAUCGUCUCCUUAUUUAUCUUUGUCUUCUUGAAUAAAAGCCAGGCUAGCCUUGUUAGUGUUACGGAAAAGUUAACUUCUUAGUGAUAAUUUUGCGUCGAGGUAGAAGAACAAGUCACUGUCACAGGUUCCCGCCACUAGCUCGUCCAAGCCGGCACCAAAGCCGGUUGGUGACUUUGGUAAGCCCACAAGAUCAAGCACCCCGAUCGGCCGGGUGAUCGGGAACCUGUACGCCGUCGAGUACGAGCAGAUGCGGGAGGAAAUGCAACACGCCGAGGAGACCGCCGCAAAACCGAAGAAAACCAUCUACCAGACCAAGGCGUCUCUGGGACACAAAAAGGCUGCGGAAAAGAGACUGAAAGUAGAGGAAGAGGUACUGGGCUGCUCGUCGAUCAUCGAUAUUUUUUUGCUCGGCGAAGUAUUAAAAGUCGUCAUUGUUUACAUUGCGAUGAAGCUGAGUGAUGGGCUCGUGUUGGUGUUGUGACGGAAUACGAAAGGCGAGCGUGGCCUCUGUUGAAUGAAAGAUCUUACGAUCAGACGUGGUAGAUGCAUGAAUAAACCGAAACGCACAGGCACUUCUUGCAAUUUUUGCUUGUUCCAAAAUAUUAACCACAGCACAAGCCGUUCAUGAUGAAAAAGUUCUUGAAUGUCCAAGCGUCUUUUAAACUGCCGGGCCCACCACCAAAGAAGGGCCAUGGAGCAACGCAGAUUCCGGAUAUCCACCAGGAAGAGCUGCCCGCAGCACCGGUAAAAAUGUGUUUGUGGCCAUUGAUUUGUCUACUUGAGGGUGAUGCCCGCCUAUGCGUUAGCUUACCCAUGGGAAUGCGUGCAUAGUGCAGAUCGAUGGACGGCAUCUGCGUUUUGCUUCGACACUUUCGGUACGAACGACCCAGCACAAAAAAUUUCCUACCCGUGUAUCCUUGAUGUUCCUGUCGGAGCGGAAGCAGCCCGAAAUAAAAGGAUAGAAAUCUAAGUCAAGAACUAAAAAAUGACAAUUCUACAGGUGGAACGCGAGAUGGAUGUUUCGCCCUGAUGACGCAGGUAAAAUCGCUAUACGAUUGUACUACCGGAGCAGGAAUUUAUUGUACAAUAGCCGACCUCAGUCUUCGGACAAGAUGAAGACAACUGGUCUUUUUUUCGAAGCCAACAUGUGAUAUUGCGUUUCAAGAAGUUCAACAAGUACUACAAGACCAAGAGAAAGACAGAACUGCACCAGCCUGCUGCUCGUCCUCGUGCUUAUUGCACGACAGUGAUACUGGACAAAUAAUAAAUAGAUCACGACUGCUGAUAGAUAAAGCAAAAGCUCAAGACCCAGCACAAGCAUCACACAUAACGAAGUUGGAGUUAAGUUAGUAAAAGUGUAAUAAUCGAAGACAU
Amoebophrya sp. A120 is the source of this 2942-nucleotide messenger RNA. The record is from the annotation of a GenBank genome assembly. Lineage: Eukaryota; Dinophyceae; Syndiniales; Amoebophryaceae.